Messenger RNA from Neopsephotus bourkii (Bourke's parrot), 1281 nucleotides. Its product is annotated as transmembrane protein 14C-like. Gene Ontology annotation, biological process: regulation of heme biosynthetic process. The transcript has 5 exons. The coding region runs from base 111 to 434 and encodes 107 amino acids. Gene Ontology annotation, cellular component: mitochondrial membrane. Lineage: Eukaryota; Metazoa; Chordata; Aves; Psittaciformes; Psittacidae. The record is from RefSeq and is a predicted model, not a curated record.
CCGCAAUAGGGCGGAGAGUCAUCCCACCCCGCUAUCCGCAGGGCUGCGUUCCCAACAAAUCGGGUUUCAGCUCUUGAGCUUUGUUUAGGGCUUAGGCUUUAAUUUUCGGCAUGGCAGUGGACUGGCUCGGCUUUGGCUACGCCGCUCUGGUGGCAUCAGGAGGGGUCAUUGGCUAUGCAAAAGCAGGUAGUGUCCCAUCACUAGCUGCUGGCCUUUUGUUUGGGAGUUUGGCUGGACUGGGUGCCUAUCAGCUCUCACAGAAUCCAAAUAAUGUUUGGAUUUCUCUCAUUACAUCUGGAACACUGACUGCUGUCAUGGGAACAAGAUUUUACAACUCUGGAAAAUUCAUGCCUGCAGGACUAAUUGCUGGUGUCAGUUUGCUAAUGGUUGGAAGAUUAGCACUGAAGAUGGUGGAAAAGACCCACGAUAAGUAAUUGUUCAUUUUAAAGUUUAGUAUCUGAAUAAAGAAAUCUGAUACUGAAGUUGCAUGAAUACAGAAGCAAGAAGAUGAAACAAUUUUCUCUAUUAAGAUAAUUUUUGUCUUUUUUUAUAUAAGGAGAGAAUGGGAUGAUGGGACAGAUAGUUUACAUACAAGGUGCCAUUUGUUUCAAUGAUCUGGUAGAGCUGUUAUUGUGUAGUGAGAAACUGGUUCUGGGUUUGAGCAUUCCAGAUAAAUUUAAGUGUCUUUUAACACUCCCAGUUUUUGUAUUCCAAAAGAUGCUGUAUGUAGCAGAGAGGACCUGUAAUUAAGAAAGUAUCCACAAAGAGGCACCAGGACUUUGUGGCUAAAUCCAGCAGUGUAUCUCAUACCUUUCAUACGAAGUAUUACAGUCUGUUUUACCUGUUGAUACACCAUGGUACACUGAUACGCCAUGUCUGUGUAACACCAAACAGAUUUUACCUUUUUAUUGUGACAUUAUGGUACAAUGAUGUUUUCUACAAGUAAAAUGUCUUACAAAUCUUUGUCAUGUCUUUGUAUCUUUUCUGAGUGUAUGAGGGUAGAGGGUGUGGGACUUUUUACCUUACUGUUUUCUUCUCAGUGGAAGUCUUUGCAGUGAACUGUUAGUAUCAAAGUGCUCUUUGAAUUAUGUUUAAAAUCACUUUUUAAAUGAAGGGGCAGAAGAUUAACUAAGGGGCCUUCAUUAGCACUGCAUUAAAACUGUUUUGGAAAGAAACUUACCCUGUGGAUUGAUUAAUUGAGAUCUGUGCUAGGCUAAAUGAACAGUUGAAUGUGAUGUGGCCAAAGGACUGUAUAACUAGAAUAAAACAGCUUAACAUUAA